This is a messenger RNA of Kwoniella shivajii, 699 nucleotides long. RefSeq lists its product as uncharacterized. The record is from RefSeq and is a predicted model, not a curated record. Gene Ontology annotation, cellular component: Shu complex. Bases 1 to 699 code for a protein of 232 amino acids. Gene Ontology annotation, molecular function: zinc ion binding. Gene Ontology annotation, biological process: double-strand break repair via homologous recombination. Lineage: Eukaryota; Fungi; Basidiomycota; Tremellomycetes; Tremellales; Cryptococcaceae. The transcript has 5 exons.
AUGCAAGAGACAUCAAUAUCUUUCCUCAUUCUCAUGGCAACAUUGAUCGACUCUCUUCCUCCUACUUUACCAAUCCAAGAUACACUUCUCCUCCAAUUACAUGCGGUGUUUGGUCCGAUGUUGAUGUCAGCUUUGCAGCUGGUCGAUAAGCGAGAAGUCGUCAGAGUAUCUCUUCCGUCUGAUCGGUAUAUCUAUCAAGUAUCAUCCUCAACAGGAAAGAAUUACACCAUACACAUCGAUCCUCCAUCUCCUUUGCCUAUAACUCCAACAACGCUUCCUCCUCCACCAGAAUUCCCUUCUUCUCCUGCGUCGACGCGCGAUAAAGACCAUGUAAACGAACACGACAACGAGGAUGAAAUACCCCACACACCUUCCCCACCACCUUCACAAGCUUUCGAACCUCUCUUAUAUUCCCCUUCUAAUCAUAAUGAUUUGCCACGGCCCAUCAAGGAUGAAGAAGAUCCAAUACCGUCGACAAAGAAGGAAGAGACAUGUCGAAAAGGCAGAGUGAUAAAGUUAGCUAAGGAACUGAAAAAGAUGUAUUGUCCUUGUGCAGGAUGGGGAUACGGUUGUUUAGCUGGUGAGAGGACCAUAUUAUGUAAACACCUCUUAGCGAUCAUUAUAGCUCACAAAACAGGUAAAGAAGUCAAAGCAGAAGUCGAAAUAGGAGGUGUAGCUGGCCUAUUGGGCUUAUCAUAA